AUGGCGUUUAAACCUUUCGGAAAAGAUGUGGGACCCGCUAUGAGCUCCAAACCGUCGCCGUUUACAACGUUCGGCGUUUCUGAUCCUACUCAAUCCACCAGCGAUUCUAUGAUUCAACCACCAGCGUCGUCUCAGAACCAUUCAGGAUAUGGAGGACAGUAUUUUGGACCACGUGGAGGAAUUCAAAGUGGUUCUCCAAUCCAGCGAGCACCGUCUCCUUCGGCUUUUCAAAAUCCUUCACCUUUUGUAGGGCAACCUUACCGACCAGGUGGGGUACAAAGUCCUCCAUUGAAUCGAACAUCACCUCCUGUGGCUUUUCAAAAUCCCUCACACUCUCCAGGACAACCUUACCGACCUGGUGGAAUUCAGAGGAGAUCAGGACCUGUCAGUGGAAUACAAUGGGGUUCAGAUUCUUUUCCACGUCCAAGCCCUUCUGUGAGAGCUUCCCAAUUUCCUGGAGUUCAGAGGCCUACUUUAAAUCCUCAGUUUGGGCAUGAUGAAUCAAGGAAUUUCCUGAAGGAUCAUAGUGAGCAUAGUCUAGCCUCGUCUCCAGCUAGUACAUCACACAUUCUUUCCAGAAGUGGAACUGAUGUUGCUGAGAUUGGUCGAUCACAAGAUUCAAAAAGGAAAAGUCAUUCAGAUCUUCUUCCUGAUCGAAGUUUAGGGCUUUCUCAAAGAAAUCAUUCGCCGGGAUCAGGUUUUGGGAAUGGCAGUUUGGUAGAUGAUUUCCAGCAGCCAUCUAGUCAAACUUGGAUACGCUCUCCAUCUUCCGCGGACAAUAAUCCGGUGAGGUCGAGGAUCAAUCCCAAUCGGUUGAUCCAUCAGGAACAAAUCCCAAGCUCUCCAUUGCCAUUUGCACAUGAAGCAGCUGAAAUUCAGGAAGCUACAAAAAGAAACUCUUCGGCUCGAGCACAUUCUCAUAAACCUCUUUAUGACAACCCUGUAUUUCCUCAACAUGAUUCUCGAAGGUCAUCAACAUCUCCUCCUGCGUCAGGCACAAAGUCAUUUAUGCUUUCAAGAAGCUCAGAUUCCCAAUUUCCUGGGCACCCCUCCUCUGUUAAUAAUUUUAGUUAUGCGGUGAAGACAAGUGGUUCACCUGCAACAAAAAGGACGAGAUCUCCACCUUUUGUGGAUGACGAUAUCCAGGGAAACUCUUUUUCUUCUGUAAGCUGUACUGAAGGGGAUGCCCUCAAGGGAGAUGCUUUGUUUGAUUUUGAAAGCUCGGAGCAGCCCUCUCUUAUCGUUGGAUUAUGCCCUGACAUGUGUCCUGAGUCAGAACGGGGUGAGCGUGAAAGGAAGGGUGACUUGGACCAUUAUGAGCGUGUAGAUGGAGAUAGGAAUCAGACGAGCAAAUCCCUUGCUGUGAAGAAAUAUACCAGGACGGCGGAGCGAGAAGCCAUUUUGAUACGACCCAUGCCAAUCCUGCAGAAUACUAUGGAAUAUUUGCUGAGUUUGCUAGACCGCCCUUACAAUGAAAACUUUCUUGGCAUGUAUAAUUUCCUAUGGGAUAGGAUGAGAGCUAUCCGAAUGGAUCUAAGAAUGCAACAUAUUUUCAACCGAGAAACUAUUACUUUGCUGGAGCAAAUGAUAAGACUUCACAUCAUUGCAAUGCAUGAGCUAUGUGAAUAUACUAAAGGAGAGGGUUUUUCGGAGGGGUUUGAUGCACACCUGAAUAUUGAGCAGAUGAACAAGACAUCCGUUGAGUUGUUCCAAAUGUAUGAUGAUCACAGGAAGAGAGGAAUAACUAUUGCUACAGAAAAAGAGUUCCGUGGCUAUUAUGCUCUUCUCAAACUCGACAAGCACCCUGGCUAUAAGGUUGAACCGUCUGAGCUUUCUCUUGAUCUUGCCAACAUGACUCCAGAAAUAAGGCAAACUUCAGAAGUUCUCUUUGCCCGCAGUGUAGCCAGAGCUUGUAGAACUGGCAACUUCAUUGCCUUCUUUCGCCUUGCACGAAAAGCAAGUUAUCUUCAAGCAUGUCUGAUGCAUGCUCAUUUUUCGAAGCUAAGAACUCAGGCACUUGCUUCUCUGCACGCUAGUCUCCAAAAUAAUCAGGGUAUCCCAGUUUCAGAUGUGUCAAAGUGGAUAGGGAUGGAGGAAGAGGACAUAGAAGCCCUGUUGGAGUACCAUGGAUUUUCAAUAAAAGAGUUUGAAGAGCCAUACAUGGUAAAGGAAGACCUAUUUCUCCAUGCUGAUAAGGACUAUAAAACAAAAUGCUCGAAACUUGUUCACAUGAAAAAGUCAAGAACCAUUGUGGAAGAUGUUUCUGCUCCCUCUAUUGCAGAAGAUGUUUCUGCUCCCUCUAUUGCAGAAGAUGUUUCUGCUCCCUCUCCGUUGUCAUCCUUGCCGACAGAAGCAAAUAAAGGAUAUCAACAGGAAAGGCCGUUUGCCCAAAGUCUUAAGAAACAAACAUCAGUGCGACUAGUUGAUAAAGAAAUGACCGAUUCCACGACUUCCCUCUUACUUGAGGAAGACAAGCCAGUGAGAACAUCUGUAAUAAAUCCAGUGCGGUCAUCUGAUGUAAAACCAGCAGUGGAUCAACAGAAACGAAAUGACCUUACGCCGUCUGGUGAAUUUCAUUCUCCCCAGAAGUUUUAUUCUCCUUUUGGUUUUCAUGGAUUUCCUCAAGCUGAAUCCUCGAAUUUGAAGAGACAACCUAAUGGCAGCCAUACUAGUAUAUCUCCUGCAGAAAUUAAAUCUCCAUUUGUAGAGCAUAUGCAAACGAAUAUUGUGCCUGGACCUAUUUUGCAACAAAGUCUAUUUGCAGGGCAUAUGCAAACGAAUCUUGUGCCUGGCCCUACUUUGCAACAAAGUCCAAUGUCUAUGCCUAUGGAGAGUGUGCCUGUAACUACCAUUUCAGAGUCUCCAACGAGUGUAGAAAAGAUAUCUCCUUUGGAAGAAUCAGUACCCGAAGCUGCGAUGACUGUUACCUUGGAAGAGGGUUUCCAUGACAUUGAACAGGAAGACGAGAAUGGAGACGGAGACAUCACAAAUCAGUAUGACGAGGAAGUGGCGAAGGCAAAACUCAAGUUGAUCAUAAGAUUAUGGAAGCGGUGGUCUUUACGUCAAAGUGAAUUGCGGGAGCGUCGACAGUUAGCUGCAGCAGCUGCUCUGAAUUCUCUAACCCUGGGCACUCCUAUCAGACUCAGCAAAACUGAUCAAUCGAAGACGUGUGGUGAGUUUGACAUUGAUCAAGCGAUGAAGAGGAGAUUUGAAGAACGUGAAAAAUCAUGGUCAAGGCUGAAUAUUUCAGAUGUGGUAGCUGAUAUAUUAGUCGAAAGGAAUCCAGACUCAAAAUGCAUAUGGUGGAAGGUCAUCUUAUGUACUCAGAUUAAAUCAGUUAACUCAUCAAGUCAAGAUACACAUUCAGCAGCCAGUCGAUGGGUAUCAUCAAAGCUUAUCCCUCUCACAGAGCAUAGUAUCUCCGAUGAUAAUCUGGUGUUUUCAGCUCCCGGUGUGUCGUUAUGGAAUAAAUGGGUUGCAAGUGGGUAUGAUUCUGAUUUCAGAUGCUGUCUCUCAGUAGCUAGAGAUGUGGAAGCUGAAAAUGAUCUUUGUGAAAGCACACGUGGUGCAAGUGCAGUUCUCUUCCUUGCAUCUAAAGGCUUACCUAUGAAUUACCAGAGAGAACAUCUUAACCGCAUUCUUGAAUCAGUACCAAACGGUUCACUCCUUCCCCUUCUCGUUCUAAUCAGCUCAAGCAAUGGGGAAAGCGUGGAUCCUGAUACAAAUCUCGUCUCUGAACUAGGCCUCCAUGAUAUUGACAAAUCAAAGAUAUCAAGCUUCACCAUCGUUUCUAUUGCUAAUAAGUCCCAGAAGGGACAGGAAGUUCAUUUUUUCAGCGAUUCACGGCUAAGAGAUGGGCUUAAAUGGCUUGCGGGAAAUUCACCUCUGCAACCAAAUUUUCAUCACGUUAAACCGCGGGAACUUGUUCUGAUGCAUUAUAGUUCUUCACUGGAGUCGCUUAAGCAGAGGCCUGAUCAGGAAGUUGGUCCUAACAUGUGCAUAUCAGCCUUCAACGAGGCAUUGGAAACAUCAAAAAGGAACAUCACUUCUGCUGCUGAAGCAAAUCCGAUCUGUUGGCCUGGCCCUGAGACAAUGUUGCUCGAGAAUAAUAGAAAAGAACAUUUAAUGGUGAAGAGUUAUCUACCCAACCUGGACUGGAGCAGUUCAGAGAGCAUCGAACAACUCAACUCCAUACUCGAGAACUGUAAGCUUCCAUAUUUUGAAGAUGAUUUGACAUGGUUAACCCUAGGAUGUGCUUCUGGUGCUGAGAUAGAGAACUAUACGCAACGACUCGAGGGAUGCUUAGUUGAGUACUUGACACAGACAAGCAAUCUUAUGGGAGACUCAUUAGCCAGGAAAGAAGCAGGAGUAAUGCUACAAAGAAACACUAGACUCGAACUUCAUAACUCAAGCUACUACCAUAUCAUCCCGAGAUGGAUCGGAAUCUUCCAGAGAAUCUUCAACUGGCGGAUAAUGGGUGUGCUAGAUUCAUCGUCUUCCUCAGCUUACGUACUGAAGUCUGAUCUCACCAUGUCAGCUUCAAGCCACACUGACAAGUUCCUGUUUGAAGAUGCGACAUACCAAUCUUCUCGUCCAUUGCUUCACGAAAUGGUUCAAAUCAGCUGCACCCCCUUGAAGUCAUCUCCUCCAUGUAAUCACAAACCCAAGAGAGAUGAACAAGUAGAAUCGCUUCAGACGGAAAGGCUUGUUGAUGAUGAUCAUAGAGACAUAGAUGAGUCAAUGUUGGAGAAGAGUAGAGAAGCUUCAAGAAGGGUUGAUAUGAUGAUAACUGAGGAUGAGGAGUUAGCUGAUGAAACAGAGAGCUCAUGGAGGAGUGAAGGAAAAGAAGUGACGGUGAAGGAUAGAGAAAGUGAGAGAUUAAAUGAAUUGUUGGAGAAGUGUUACUUGGUACAGAACAGCAUAGCUGAGAAGCUCUGCAUUUACUUUUAAAACUUUAUUUCGUUACCUUGCUAUAUAUGAUGAAUUGUUACAUAGAAAGAGUGCAUAAGAAACAAUCAUCAUCAUCAUUUAUUACACAGGCAUUUGAUCUGUACAAUGAUAAUCUUUCACAAAUUCAUCGUUUCCGUUAAUAAAUUAAAUGUAUCUGUU
Molecule: messenger RNA, 5109 nt
Organism: Eruca vesicaria subsp. sativa (arugula)
Lineage: Eukaryota; Viridiplantae; Streptophyta; Magnoliopsida; Brassicales; Brassicaceae
Source: the annotation of a GenBank genome assembly